CCAGGGGCUGAACUGCAGAGAAGGGGGCGCGGGGCACGCAGCAUGGCGCCCAACAUCUACUUGGUUCGCCAGCGGAUCAGUCGACUUGGCCAGGUGCGGCCUGAGGCGGAGCCUCCCGGUCCCCGCCCCGGCCCGCCCCUCGCUUCCCCAGCCGCCCUUCUCAGUCUCCAUCCCAGAGUCUCAGCCAGCUGCUCAACCGCCGCUGCUCCCUCCCCCACGCCCCGCCCCGCCCCGCCCCACGGCCGCCCGGGCCCGCCUCCGAGCCCGGCCAGCGCGCCCGCCCCGCCUGCCUUUCCUCGCCGCCGGGCUGCUCGGGUCUCGUCGGUCCCCUCCUUCUCCGCCCCGUCGUCCUGACUCUCUCUCCCUCCUUCCCUCAGAGAAUGUCCGGCUUCCAGAUCAAUCUCAACCCUCUCAAGGAGCCACUCGGCUUCAUCAAGGUCCACGAGUGGAUUGCUUCUAUCUUUGCUUUUGCCACCUGUGGAGGUUUUAAGGGCCAAAUAGAAAUUCAAGUGAGUUGUCCUCCCACAAUUACCGAGAAUAAAACUAUUACAGCUACUUUUGGUUAUCCAUUCAGGUUGAAUGAGGCAUCAUUUCAGCCACCUCCAGGUGUAAACAUAUGUGAUGUAAAUUGGAAAAGUUACGUUCUCAUAGGCGAUUACUCUUCUUCUGCACAAUUCUAUGUUACCUUUGCAGUGUUUGUGUUCUUGUACUGCAUUGCUGCCCUUCUGCUUUAUGUUGGCUACACGAGUCUGUAUCUGGAUAGUCGUAAACUUCCUAUGAUUGACUUUGUUGUUACACUUGUUGCCACUUUUUUGUGGUUGGUGAGCACUUCUGCCUGGGCUAAAGCUCUGACAGAUAUUAAAAUAGCUACUGGUCACAAUAUUGUUCAGGAACUUUCGCCUUGUAAGAAGAAAGAAAUACUGUGUUACUUUGGCUCUGUGACCAGUAUGGGAUCCCUCAAUGUAUCUGUGAUCUUUGGCUUUCUGAAUAUGAUACUUUGGGGAGGAAAUGCUUGGUUUGUAUACAAAGAGACCAGCCUACACAGUCCAUCAAAUACGUCUGCCCCUCAUAGCCAAGGAGGUAUUCCACCUCCUACCGGAAUAUAAUUAAAGGGAAAAAUACACUGUAUGAAGUAUAUGUUGAUACUAUGACAUGUUGCCAACAUCUUGAGAAGCAUUAUUUGUUUCUAAUAAAAGUAAUGGCUUUGUCAAUAUAUUGGUGGGUUUAAAAUUUUGCUGCUUUUUUACAUAAAGCCUGUGCCUUUCCUAGAAAGUUAAGAUGUAAAUGUGUUCUCACAUGUAAAUUUGAAACUUCAGGGGCCUAUUAUGAAAUGAUACACAUUUUGAAAUGAACCAUAAUUUUUUUCACUAAGCUGUUUGCCUUCCAAAGUGUUUACACCUUAAGCCUUAACAUGUAUCUUCAUUCAGAAAGCAGUUAUAUUGUCAUACCAUAGUAGGAAGAAAAAUCUUUAUUUGGAAUAUACACUACUGUAAGUUUGUACAGAUCAUAUACCUAAGACCCGUCUUUGCUUAAAAAGCCUUGAUUACAUAAAUAUGUAGGAAAAACAUAUUGAGUUCAAAAUUUAUAUCUAACAUUGUUUAUGUUAUGAUGAUUUUAAUUGCAAAGACUAGGUGUAUAUUUUUUUCUGUUUUUCUAAAUGACCCGUGGUACUUAAUAGGUGAACUAAAAUUGUGUUGGGAGCAGGGAUUUGGAAAUUUCUGAUAGAUGUGUAGUUAAUAUAGUAAUUCUGUUUCAUGAGAUAUAAUCUAUUAUGCUAGUGGUUUAAUAGGCUUGCUAUAUAAGUAGAAAGAACAUGGCUCAACUAGAUAUCUUUAUAUGUAUGGGCAUUACUCUUAGUGAUAUUUGUUUCUUGUCCUUUGUUGCUCAUGCUAUUUAAGUGCAGGCUGAGACCCAGCCUCUUUGUAAUCAAAAUAAUCCACUGUUUUUUGCAGACCCUAUUCACAGGGUUAAAAAAAAUUAAGAUUGCUUUCCAUGUUUGAAAUUUACCAUUGAGAGUCAAUGAAGUUGCUAUUUUGAGUUUAGCAUUGAUAUUGUGAAAAUAAAUGCAAUUUGGAUUUCAUGUUUCUUAAUAUUCAUUCUUGUUUCACAAAUGAAUGAUUAAGGAAUUAUGCAUCAUAAAGGAACCUAAGUGAGGUAUAUGAUGAGUGUAUUGUCUUUGCACACACACAUAUAGGUAUAUUCUGAAUACAAGCUUAUUCACAUUUUGCUUCCUAAUCUUUUUGUUGUACAGGGAUUCAGGUUUCUUAUUCUUACAACAUGAUUGUUUGUAUGUGAAGCACAUCUUGCUGUUGCCUUAUUUUUGAUGCUUUUAUUCAUGAUAAGAAUUGUCAAUGUAAGAAUGUAUAUCUUUUUUGCAACCAAUUUAAUAAAGGAGUUGAAAGAAA
Molecule: messenger RNA, 2405 nt
Organism: Cercocebus atys (sooty mangabey)
Lineage: Eukaryota; Metazoa; Chordata; Mammalia; Primates; Cercopithecidae
Gene: SYPL1
Product: synaptophysin-like 1
Exons: 5
Coding region: 381-1106 (241 amino acids)
Cellular component (GO): synaptic vesicle; synaptic vesicle membrane
Source: RefSeq, a predicted model, not a curated record